AUGCCGGCCCUGGACGAAGGCGACAUCCCAACGACGACAAAGUGGGAGAUUUGGACGUGGUAUGCCUAUUACAUUGGCGCCAAUGGUCUGUCGCUUUUCAACUUUGGCCCUACGGCCUUUCAGAACCUGCUGAGCCAGGCUGCCCCAGAAGAUGGCCUUCUCUUAUUUGCCGGCCGGUACCGCGAUGUGAACAGCAUCGUUUUGCUGGCCAACGGCAUCUCCUUUGCCUUACAGGCCGCCCUCUUUCUCAUCAUUGGUGCCUACGCCGACUUUGGGACGGGGCGUCGUUGGAUCCUCAUUGUCUGGUCCCUCGUUGCCUAUGGCAUUGGCUUUGGCUGGCUGGGCGUCCAUGAUCCCGCACAGUGGAAGAUUGGCACGGCGCUCUACAUUGUCGGCCUGAUUGCUUACCAGCUGACUUUGACAUACUGGACCGCCGCCUUUCCGACUCUAGCUCGCAACACCACGAAGCUCAAGGACUCCCGAUUGGCAUACGAGGCGGGGGAUAUUACCCUGACGGAGCUGGACCACCGCGACGAGAUGGAACGGAGCCGGCUGAGCAACGUCUCCUUUUACAUCCAGUCUGUGGGAGAAGUGGUGAUUCUGGCCAUCAUCGUCGGCAUCAUGUUUGCCCUCAAGGUGGACGAGAGCGCCGCAAACAACAACUGGGGCCUUUCCGUGCUGGUUGCUUUUGCCACUGCUGUCUGGUUGGCUCUGUCCAUUCCGUGGUUCUUCGUGGAGAAGAGCCGCCCCGGCAUGAAGAUUCCUCCUGGCUACAACAUCAUCACGGUUGGCUUUUGGCAGCUGUACGAGGCCCUGACGCAGAUCCGUCAAUUGAAGCAGAGCUUGAUCUUCCUUGCCGGAUACUUCCUCCUCGGCGACUCGCUCAACACGACAGUGACGGUCAUUUCCACGCUGCAGAACCAAGUCGUCAGCUACAACACGCUGACGCUGACGUACCUCCUCAUCGUCGGCAUAGUCGCGCAGGCCGUCGGCAUUGGCGCCUUUUGGCUGAUCCAGAAGAAGUUCAACCUGAGCGCCAAGACCAUGUUCAACGCCGUCAUGGUGUCCAUCAUCCUGCUCGACGGCUGGGGCAUGAUUGGCAACUGGACCGACAAGUUUGGCUUCCACAACGAGUGGGAGGUCUGGGUGUACCAGGCCUUUUACGGGCUCCUCGUGUGCCCGUGGUACAGCUACUCGCAGAUCAUGAUCAGCUCCGUGACGCCGCGGGGCCACGAGUUCCUCUUCUUCUCCAUCUUCAACAUCAUUGGCAAGUCGUCGAGCUUCAUCGGCCCGCUCAUCAGCAGCGCCAUCAUCGACGCCACGCCCAACCGGAGCAACAACAGCGCGCCCUUUUACUUCUUGUUCGCCCUGACGAUUGUCAGCGCGGUGGGCAUCUGGACGUUUCUCGAUCUGGACAAGAGCGCGCGGGAGCAGGAGGUGUUUUUGGCGCAGGAAAAGGCGCGGAUAUUGGGUGACGAUGCGACGAAUAAGAGCAAAACGACUGAACAGGACCAGGCCGGCGCAUGA
Trichoderma reesei QM6a is the source of this 1527-nucleotide messenger RNA. RefSeq lists its product as uncharacterized. Lineage: Eukaryota; Fungi; Ascomycota; Sordariomycetes; Hypocreales; Hypocreaceae. The transcript has a single exon. The record is from RefSeq and is a predicted model, not a curated record. The coding region runs from base 1 to 1527 and encodes 508 amino acids.